GCAUGGUGCAUGUGUGAGCCUUUACAUCACUGGGGUGUGUGAGGGUGUGUGUCUGUGUGUGAAAGUAGUCGGACACCACAGUGUUUUUUUGUUUUUUUGUUUUUUUUUGUGCACUUGGCUUUACCGUCUUUGGCACAGAGCUUCAAACAUGAACCUGUUUUGCUUCACUCUGCAGGAUGGCUCCUCAGAGAGCAUAUAUGAACCACCCAACGGCUCGUCACUGAAGGAUGUGUUACCAAAAUACCACUGCAGCCCUCUUCUAAGGCAGAGACCUCAAUGGACUGGCUCAGAUCCAAACCUUAGUUAUGUCCAAACACCAAAUAAUUUAAGAUUAAAAAGAAACAAUAGAAGGUCUUGUAUCCCAGUUUCAGCGAUUGAAAAGGAAACAUCAGCGUCUUCUCUUCCAGAAACAGAUUAUACAUGUUGGACAGCAUCAGGUCUCAGGAAGGACAUACAUCAAGAGACAGAACUGAACAUUGGAACGUCAGAAGCAGCCUGUCAUGACAACACAGAAGAUCAAAUGAAGGAGCUGAACACUGCAAAGACAAAAAAUGGACCGCGAGUUCAAAGUCGUAAAGAUGUCGAUGAGAACGAUGGAGUGAUGACUUCAACAGCAAGAAGACUGAAGAUGUUACAUGAUUUUGUGCAAGCCAAAAAAGGACAUCAGAGUUUUUCUGGAAAAGGAAAGAACCAGCCUAAUAAUUGCAAUGUGUUAAGUAACAGCAACCCAGUGUUGACCUGCAUCGGUCUCGGCAAAAGAACAGAGAAGACGACUUCUCGAACUGAACAGCAGCUGCAGCACGAAGAAGUAAAAAACCUCAAUGAGGAUUCAAAGAGGGAAGGUGUUUGGAGCCCAAUUGACUGUUCUCAGCCCUGUUCGCCCUUCUAUCACACUUGCCGCCAACCUGGACAUGAGCUGUGGGUCUGCGGGGGCAACUUGUUGCUUCCUCGGGCUACAGAAUGGGAUCGCUUUGAGAGUCUGAUUCAGGAACUGGACAGAAAAGAAUCUGAUCUUCCUCCUACCACAAUUACAGACUCUGCCACAUAUAUCCAAUCCACAGAAGACAAAUUGACCAAUUUUGGAAAAUCAGGCACCCCCACGGAGUUGUCGCCAUUUAUAAGACCACAGCAUAAUACAAGCUCUCUGCUGGAACAGAGUGGAUCCAAACCUAGGCAGCGGGAGACUGAGGACUCACCACAGGCUGACACCAAGCCCAUUGAAACCACAGCAGAGAAAAAGGUCGCAGCUGUCAUUUGUGUUGACAAUCAAAAUCGAGAAGCAAAGAAGAGGGAGUCUGGUGUCAUGAGGAUACUCACUGAAGGACGCAAGCUCUCCAGUACUUCAAUGGAAAGCCUCUACAGCCUCAACAGUAGACAAAGUUCCUCAAGUGGAGUCACCAGUGAUUGUUCCAGUAACAGAGGCAGUCUGAGGCUGGAUGAUGAUGUCUUUUGCACAAGACACUUCUGCGGUCGAGCAAGAGUCCAUACAGAGUUUAUGCCGAGUCCAUAUGACACAGAAUCUCUCAAACUCAAGGUUGGUGACGUGAUUGACAUCAUCCACAAGCGUCCUAUGGGAAUAUGGACUGGGAUGUUGAACAACAAAGUAGGCAACUUUAAAUUCGUCUAUGUGGAUGAGCUUACAGAGGCAGGUCCUGAGACAUGCAAGGAAGUGCAAAACCACAGAGCAAGCCAAAAAUGUAGAUCGACUGUCCAUGAAGUAUUGAGGCGCCUCAGUUUGGAGGAAUACUCAAGCUCUCUGCAGCAGAACGGUUACCAAACAGUAGAUGACUUGAUGAGGCUGAGGGAGCAUCACCUGACAAAACUGAAAGUGACUGAUCCAGAACACAGGCGUCGUCUCCUCGCUGCUGUCGAGUCCUUGCAACAACUGGGCUCUAAUUGUCACUUGGAGAAGGAGCCCAAUCAAGAGGCCGAGACCCCCAGCGAGAACACGAAUAACUGCCCGAGAGACUCAGGCUGCCACAUGCCAUCUGACAGCACCGACAUCACUGGAGAGGACACAGACCUUCAUUUUCCUUACCAACCCCCUCAACCUUCUAAGAUGAUGGCUUCAUGAAAUGAUAUUUGGCUUUUUAAGUGUUCCGUGGCCCAAAUCAAAUGUUUAUGAGUCAUUUUCAUAGAAUUUGAUCAAUAACAGUAAAGACUUACCCCACUGAAUUUCCUUUUGGAAUUGAAUUCAUUUGACAGGUAUGAGCAUUAAAACUAAAAAGUAAGUGCAUUCCUUUACCGUUAUUACAGUUGUAUGAAGACAAAAGUGUAAUGGGUUUAAUGAGUAGUCAGGAUCAUUUAGGCACUUGUAUUCGCAGAGUUGAAAGGGCAUCCCAUGUAAAUUGUGCAACUCCUGGCAUUUUUCACAUUUUAAAUCAUACAUAAGUUUAAAAAAAAUAGGACUAAGCAUGGUUGUUUCAGCAUGGGAGACAUUGAUAUCUGCACUAUUGUCUCCGUUAUUGAUCAAAUUAUGUGAAAAUGACCCUUAAAUUAUUUGGAUCAACACAAUUUUAAACAUUGUACAGGGGGCAUGCUCAUGUUGAGCGUUGACUCGCAACACUAACAGUUUACUCUAGCAAAUGUAAGAUGUUUUUGGCUGAAAUAAAAUAUGUAUGUG
Molecule: messenger RNA, 2623 nt
Organism: Phyllopteryx taeniolatus (common seadragon)
Lineage: Eukaryota; Metazoa; Chordata; Actinopteri; Syngnathiformes; Syngnathidae
Gene: samsn1b
Product: SAM domain, SH3 domain and nuclear localisation signals 1b
Exons: 15
Coding region: 149-2074 (641 amino acids)
Molecular function (GO): protein binding
Source: RefSeq, a predicted model, not a curated record